Fusarium falciforme is the source of this 372-nucleotide messenger RNA. RefSeq lists its product as hypothetical. NCBI's taxonomy places the organism in Eukaryota, Fungi, Ascomycota, Sordariomycetes, Hypocreales, Nectriaceae. Gene Ontology annotation, biological process: protein stabilization; negative regulation of apoptotic process. The transcript has a single exon. The record is from RefSeq and is a predicted model, not a curated record. The coding region runs from base 43 to 372 and encodes 109 amino acids.
AAGCUUCACCUCAACACCAACAUCAAACACAACCCAAAAAAGAUGUCCGCCACAGACGAAACCCCCUCCCAGACGGCAAAGUCGGCCGAGGACCGCAAGGCCGCCUCCGCCCUCGAGAACCUCGACGCCGACACCCCAUCUUCGGCCCAGAAUGUCGACGCCGACGCCGUAAGCAAGGCCAUGAAGACGCUCGGCGGAGCCGCAAAGUCGUCGUCCGCUGCCGCGGCAUCGCACAAGAACGUCAAGGUCGACCCCGCGGAUGUGGCACUGCUCGUCGAGGAGCUGGAGCUGCCCAAGGCCAAAGUUACGGAGCUGCUCAAGAGCAACGAGGGGGAUGCUGUCAAGGCUAUGCGAGCUUUUGUGGCGGCUUAG